Apus apus (common swift) is the source of this 3429-nucleotide messenger RNA. Its product is annotated as ubiquilin-1-like. Lineage: Eukaryota; Metazoa; Chordata; Aves; Apodiformes; Apodidae. The coding region runs from base 138 to 1811 and encodes 557 amino acids. Gene Ontology annotation, cellular component: cytosol. Gene Ontology annotation, biological process: ubiquitin-dependent protein catabolic process. The record is from RefSeq and is a predicted model, not a curated record. Gene Ontology annotation, molecular function: polyubiquitin modification-dependent protein binding. The transcript is spliced from 11 exons.
CUUCCCCGGUUCGGGGCGUCAUCAGUGAGCGCCACGGGUGAGCUGGGUUGUUUCUGUUCGCCGCUUUGGGCGUGAGGCUGUGGCGCGGAGGACUCGUCUGAAACCGUGUGGUUGGAGCGAGUCAGGCUCCGCCCGCCAUGUCGGAGAGCGCCGAGAGCUCCGCGGGGGCUCAGGGCUCCUCUGAGUCCUCCACUCGGGGCUUCGCUGCUGCCGAGCCGCGGAUCAUCAAAAUCACGGUGAAGACUCCCAAGGAGAAAGAAGAGUUCGCUGUGCCUGAGACCAGCAGCAUCCAGGAGUUCAAGGAAGAAAUCUCUAAGCAUUUCAAGUCCCACGCUGAUCAGCUUGUUUUGAUAUUUGCUGGAAAAAUAUUAAAAGAUCAAGAUACUUUGAUUCAACAUGGGAUUCACGAUGGGCUCACUGUUCACCUGGUCAUCAAAACGCAGAACAGAUCACAAGAGCAUCCAGGUCAACAAAUGCACACCACUGGCAGUAUUGCUACUACAUCAAUAUCAAGCAGUAAUACCUCAACACCAACUUUAACAAAUAGCAGCACUUUUGGCUUGGGUGGCCUUGGAGGUUUGGCAGGCCUAGGUAGCCUGGGCUUAAAUGCAUCAAACUUUUCAGAGCUACAAAGUCAGAUGCAACGACAACUUAUAUCCAACCCAGAAAUGAUGGUUCAGAUAAUGGAAAAUCCAUUUGUUCAGAGCAUGCUUUCAAAUCCUGACCUGAUGAGGCAGUUAAUUAUGGCUAACCCUCAAAUGCAGCAACUGAUACAGAGAAAUCCAGAGAUCAAUCACAUGCUGAAUAAUCCAGAUAUAAUGAGGCAGACACUAGAACUUGCUAGAAACCCUGCAAUGAUGCAGGAAAUGAUGCGAAACCAAGACCGAGCCUUGAGCAAUCUUGAAAGUAUACCAGGUGGCUACAACGCCUUGCGACGUAUGUACACAGAUAUUCAGGAACCAAUGUUGAAUGCAGCACAGGAACAGUUUGGAGGUAACCCAUUUGCUUCCUUAGUAAGCAAUGCAUCAUCAGGAGGGGACACUCAGCCAUCUCGUACAGAAAAUAGAGAUCCUUUACCAAAUCCCUGGGCUUCCCAGUCCAGCUCUCAGAGUUCUACAAGUACCAGCACCAGUGGUGAGAGGAGUGGCAGUAGUAAUGUCGGAAAUAGCACCUCUGCCAGUAUGGGACAGAGCUCGACUAUACAAAAUUUGGGACUUGGACUAGGAGUUGGUAUGUUCAACACACCAGGAAUGCAGAGCUUGUUACAACAGAUAACAGAAAAUCCACAACUUAUGCAAAAUAUGUUGUCUGCACCCUAUAUGAGAAGCAUGAUGCAGUCAUUGAGCCAGAAUCCUGAUCUUGCAGUACAGAUGAUGUUGAAUAAUCCUUUAUUUGCUGGAAAUCCUCAACUUCAGGAGCAAAUGAGACAACAGCUUCCAACUUUCCUUCAACAAAUGCAGAACCCUGACACGUUAUCAGCUAUGUCAAACCCUAGAGCAAUGCAGGCUUUGCUACAGAUUCAGCAGGGCUUGCAGACACUAGCAACAGAAGCACCAGGACUUAUACCAGGAUUCAAUCCUGGUUUAAGUGGAUUGGGAGGUAUUGGAGCGCCUACAGGGUCUGCUGUGCCUAGUUCUGUUUCCAGUGAAAAUACGAGUCCAACAUCAGGGGCUGCUGAACCUGAUCACCAGCAGUUUGUCCAACAAAUGUUGCAGGCACUUGCUGGUGCAAAUGCUCAGAUAUAUAUUCAGAUACGGGCAAAAGCCUCUCGCCUCCCCCCACCCCCAGCAACUCCCACAGAACUCCCCUGAACUGGCAAGAGUCCCGAGGAAUCCCGGAGCUGCUGCUGGAGAAAGCAGAGAGUUAUGAGGGUCAGGAGAGCUCGAGCCUAAGGGUCGAUGGUGAUGGAUGAACAGAGUCCUCCCCGGACGCCGGCCAUGGAUGGAAGAGAAAGGCGAGAAGAAGAAGGAAGCUGUCUUCUAUGAUCUCUGACCUUCCUCUGAGCUUACGUAGAUAUAUGGAAUGGAAUAUCUUUGGCCAAUUUUGCUGUCUAACUCAGCCUCCCACGGGGGGGGGGGUCAGAGAUCUCCCCAUAGUGUCUGAGCCGGCGGAGUGAAGGUGUAACCUUGAAACCUUAGUAGUUAGAAAAACAUUCCACUGUCUUAUCAGCCUAGCAGAACACACAGUUGCUAGUUAAAAGAAAGCUUACUGAAGGAAAAAAAAAUCAGUGAAAAGAAAAAUUGGCUUAAUCCUGGCUCAAACCAGGACAUAAACAAAUAAAUUAAAAUAGAAUCUCCUGGUGAUUUGAGUUUUAUAUGAUCAAAGCCUUUAAAAAUACUUAAAGUUUGGGUAGGAAAUUAUUAUUACUUUUGUUUCCUAGCCAAUUAUAGUAAAGCUGAAAGGGACCAGACCUCCAUACUGCCUUCUGUUUGGGUAGGUAGCUUUCACUACACUGAGUAUGAGGCUGUGAUAAGGAAGCAAUAGCAAGUAGUUUCUGUACAAUAUUCACUACUUUUUCCCAAUUAAUUUCACAAUUACUCUUAGGAUCUUCAAAGUAACUAAUUUGACUUGACCUUAUAGUAUGCCCUAAAUUAAUUUUGCCUCAAAAAAGAGAUCUCCAGUCAUUCAGAAGGUAUAUCCUUCUAAGAAUACAAUCCAUAACUUGCAAAAAGGCCAGUGUCAAAUGGAAAGGGCAAAGGUGAUGUAGAGAAGGGAGUGAUUUUUGCCAAGCUUUACUAAGAUACUAAAGUUCUGAAUUUGACUUUCAUGAAUAUUCUUUUGAGACAAGAUCCAGUUCACCUAUGUAAAUAAAACAGAGAUGUGAUAUUUGAAGUAAAAUUAUAUUAGAAUUUAAGAAAAAGUAGAAUUUAACCUAAACUACAAUAAACCAUGGAGCUAAUUUACUACUUGACGUACAAUUGUUAAUUCAAGUAAUGUCAACUAGUAAUAACAAUUAGUAACAAGUAGCAGUAAAACAAUGAGACAUCUUUAGUGUAGGAGGAAUUUUGGUUUUCUUGGAGAAGACCUUAAUUGUUAAAAGCAGCAUUAGGCAGAACAAGGUUUGUAGUAGGGGUAAAAAUUUAUUGUCUUUAAUAAUAAAAGAUACAUCACACUUGGUUUAAUGGCAUAAUAGAAUCUUUGUUUACACACUCUCUUGCCAUUGUCUCUAGCCUUUUAGGUACUCACUUUUGAAAAUGUCCAAUUUCUUUUUGGGUAUACAGGUUUGAAAUUUAAUAUUGCUGCUUGGUAAUAUGUCAUGCAGCUGAUUUCCUAUCACUGUAAUUUCCUGAAUUAUUUAGUUUUAUUGUGUCUGGAAAAAAAGUAAGCAUAAAUCUGCAUUUAAUAGUGGGUAUACUAGAAAAGCUCUUUGCUUGUAAAAUGGUAUACUGGGAAAAUAGGAAGAUUUCAUUAAAAUCAAAGGUACCACAA